AGUGCCAGUGUUGCGGCCAAUUCGUGAGCUUCCUUCCCUACCAUGUACCAGCUCGACAGCCACAAAUGAUGACCCCUCUAUCGAUGGAUACCGAUCUUGGCGGACACCAACGAUAACCACGGUCGCGAAUCUCUCUCACAUCUACUUUAUAUACAACGACUAUUGACCUCCAAGAGCCCCGACGACAACAUGGCAGACGAUUCGAAAGCCAAACCUCGGCGGAAACAGCAAUGGCCAUGGUCGCGCCGAGUGAACGAUUGGGACCCCCCAACUCCUCUCGACAGGAUUCUCGAUUCCCCUCUCCGAGCUCUAAUAUCUUUCAUCUACGCCAUCCUCCUCUCCCUCCGUGGAGCACCCUUCAAACCUCCCCGGAACAAGCCCCCCGUGCGGGUUGUCUGUAUCUCCGACACGCACACGAAUACAACCUCCGUACCGAAUGGAGACCUGCUCAUACAUGCUGGGGAUAUGACCAAUGCUGGGACUGUGCAGGAGAUCCAGGCACAGAUCGACUGGAUGGCUUCGUUGCCCCAUCGCGAGAAGAUCAUCAUUGCGGGUAACCAUGACAGUUAUUUCGAUCCCAAAUCUCGGAAGGCAGAGGAUAGGGGGAAGAAGUUGAAUUUUAGAUCUAUACAUUAUCUCGAGAACAAAUCCGUGACGUUGAAGUUCAAGGGCGGCAGGAAAUGGACCUUCUAUGGCGCCCCGGAUAUUCCAUAUAUCGGUGGCUCAGAACAUGCGUUUCAAUAUAAAGCUGAUGCUGCCCCGUGGAAGAAUCGAAUUCCCCGGGAGACUGAUGUGUUGAUCACGCAUACUCCGCCACGAUACCAUCUCGACCUCGAUCGGGGCUGCCCUGCACUUCUCGAUGAGAUAUGGCGAGUGAGACCUCGAUUACACGUUUUUGGACAUGUGCAUUCAGGGCAUGGGCAAGAAGCAGUGUUUUGGGACGAGGGGCAAGCUUCGUAUGAACGCUUAAUGAGCCGGACUGGCGGAGGCUUCGCAAGGGACUUGAUCCCCAGUGGAGCGUGGCUGGACGCUAUGAAGGUUGUAUUCUACGGUAUCAGGGGCAUCUUGUGGGAUCGGUUGAUGGUAGGGCCGGGAGGGUCGAAGGGGUGCCUAUUAGUGAACCCAGCGAUCGUCUGGCAGUCCACGACGGAUGUGGGCAACCGUCCCGAGAUUGUGGAGUUGUAG
This is a messenger RNA of Amorphotheca resinae ATCC 22711, 1185 nucleotides long. RefSeq lists its product as hypothetical. Bases 190 to 1185 code for a protein of 331 amino acids. The record is from RefSeq and is a predicted model, not a curated record. The transcript has 3 exons. Gene Ontology annotation, molecular function: hydrolase activity. NCBI's taxonomy places the organism in Eukaryota, Fungi, Ascomycota, Leotiomycetes, Helotiales, Amorphothecaceae.